CGCGAUGGGGCCGGUCCCGGGGCUCCCCGCGCCCCGGAUGCCCAGAACCCCUCGCCCCGCACCGCCGGGCUGCAGCAGGAGGAGGAGGAGAGGAGGAGGAGGAGGAAGAAGAGUAGGAGGAGACCGGCGCUUUCACUCCCGCUGACUGCAGAGGCUGAGGCAAAAGACAGAAAAAGGAGGAGGGGAAUAAAAAGUAAAGAGCGGGGGGAGAGAGAGUGAAAGAAAACUAAGCCCAGCUUUUGCCGGUGCUGCUUGGAUUGGAUCUGGUUUGAGUUUCCUCUCUGCUGGCUUGAGCAGCAAGAGAAGGAGGAGUGGGGGGAAGUAACUCGCUCACUCUUCCUCUGAAGCUUAAGCAAACGUGCUGGUGCCUGMGCUGGCGGGGAGCUGCCCGGGUGCAGUUGUCUCGCAGCUUAUUCCUCCCAGUUGCUAAAGAAUUGCCUGGACUUCUCGAGGACCCGGAGGAAAAAGACAUCACAGACGUGACAGUUSCUCAGUGCCUAUUGACUUGACACAGUUUUGGCUUUUUCCUAGGGGAUUAUUUUUAAAAAUUAUUUUUCUCCCGUUUCUCUCCGAACAGCAGUUCCUUGAGUGGCUUUGAAAUCAAUUGCUUUCUUAACAACUUCGGGACAUAUUUUAAAAAACUUUUUUUCCCACUCUCUCCUGUGUUUAUUGCCAAAAAAAAAAAAAAAAAAAAAAAAAAAGGAAAAAGAAAGAUAAUCCUUUUGGGGGAGGGGAGAUGAUCGUGCUGAUGUGGAAUAAGUGCUCCUGCUGUCUCCUCUUACUAGCCGCGGUCCUGAUCGUGGAGAGCUCCCAGCUAGACAGCUCCAGCUCCAAGGUGAACUCCAUCAAGUCCACCCUGAUGGGGGAGGCUCCAACUCAGGCAACCAACAGAUCUGCAGGCAUCCACCAGGGACUGAUGCUUGCUAGCAGUAAGAAGGGCAAAAUCCUAGAGCAGAUGGGAAAACCUCCCAAGCACUAUCACCGGCAAGGAGAGGCCUAUCCUUGUACCAACGAUAAGGAAUGUGAAGUUGGCCGCUACUGUCACAGUCCCCAUCAGGCCACGUCCGCGUGCAUGAUGUGCCGGAGAAAGAAGAAGCGCUGCCACCGCGACGGCAUGUGCUGCCCCGGGAACCGCUGCAACAACGGUAUUUGCAUACCAGUGACUGAAAGCAUCCUUACUCCUCACAUCCCUGCUYUAGAAGGGCCACGCAACAAGAAGAAUGGUCAUUAUGCAAGCAAGGAUUUGGGAUGGCACAACCUAGGGAGGCCCCGAUCCAAGCUAUCACAUAUAAAAGGACACGAAGGCGAUCCCUGCCUACGGUCAUCAGACUGUAUUGAGGGACACUGCUGUGCUCGCCAUUUCUGGACCAAAAUUUGCAAGCCCGUGUUGCAUCAGGGGGAGGUGUGCACCAAACAACGCAAGAAAGGGUCCCAUGGACUGGAGAUUUUCCAACGAUGUGACUGUGCCAAGGGUUUGUCUUGUAAAGUAUGGAAAGAUGCGACCUCCUCUUCUAAAUCAAGACUUCAUGUGUGCCAGAAAAUCUGAAUGAGGAUCGGGAAGAUAGAAUCAAGUGACUGUGGCUUUAUGUGUUUAAUGCAUUAUGGCAUGGUGGAAGAAGGGGACUGCAAAGGAAAAUGGAAUGGCUAAACUAACUGUUAGAGUAGGAGUAGAAGUCACACCAAAUGCAUUUCUUUGAGCUGGUGGUAAACACAAGCGUGGCUGGAGUUCACCUACUGCCCAGUUCUCCUGUAAAUAAUUCUGCAGCCUGUGGGAAAUGCUGGUAUGCAAACAAGUAGAGUGGAAUGAAUGUCACUUACCUUGCUGUAUUGUCCCAUGGUGUUUCAGGGGUUCAGUGUUAGGGCUAUCGUGGGUCUCCAGCAUGGUAAGAAUUUUCUACAGAAAUUGUAUACAUUGUACUCCUAUAAGAAGCACUGCAUGUCAAGAAGACUCAUCUGUCAGCACGUUAUUGGCCACCUUGCAAGUAUUAGAAAUGGAAAUAAAGUUACUGUGAAUGUCCACAAGCCCUUGCUGUUCAGGGCUGAUAUUUCAGCAAAGGAAGCACUCCUGCAGGACAAGAGUGCUGUGUUUUGCAGGCCCUGAAGAAGGAGGUGAAAACUGGCCAUCUCAAAAUUUCAAGAGAGCAGCAGUUUCUCUAAGAGGAGGCAUUUAACCAGGGUUUUGCUUUCUAUACAUGGGUAAAUUGAAAUGCUUUAUGUAGUUCAAUGUCAUAGUAUGGCACUUAAUCACUUGUAUUUGCCUCAGUUUACUGCUAAUACACAUUGGGUUGAACAGAUGAAGCAAAUAUGUGUGCAUGCUGAAUCCAGAAUUAUAUACAGGCAGUUCCUUGUUAGUCCUAAAUAUGCUUCCCUUGCCUAAGCAUUCUUGUAUUAUAGACAUUUCCAAAAGAAACUGCAGAGGGUUAAGUGCUUAACAUGAAGAGCUAUGAAGUUGUUUCUCUGUUGCUGUUACAACAGAGGAUAUAGACAUUUGUGGAGGUGUUUCAAGCAUACUGCUGCAAACUCAGAUUUUUAUAUUUUAUAGCUCUCUGCAGCAGAAUAAUAGMUUUGUUCUUGAGACAGCAAAGAAAAAGGAGCUGAGUCUUGUGAACACCUCCUSUCCUGCAGAAGAGGAUGUAAGAAGAUGUUAUGACCACAAAUGACUUGUUAAACAUCAUCUGAUGUCACAGCAUACCACCCUCCAGCAUCUAUUCAGCCUGAAAUUGAUGUCYUCUCAUUCUGGAGUUUCUGCCAGGAAUGAUGGAAAUACAAAGACUGUGGAAACAGCUGCCAACCCUACAUCGUUUGUGUACUGGUUAAAAAAGGGACAGCCUCUGUCCAGGUCUUUUCAAACUUUGAAAAUUUUACUUUUUUGCAAAUAUUCCUUUGUAUAAACUUUGGUAAAGAGACUGAUAYUACUUUAGAGAAGUCUGAUUCCGUAAUUGACUUACAGCUAAUUUUAAUUACCCAUUUAUAAUUAACCAUUUUCAUGUUCUGUAAUACAAGGGACUUUUCUGUAUUCAGUUCUGAACAACAUGGRUAGACCAGGAUGUAGUUUAACUUUGAACCACAUCACCAUUACCUGAUGCCUUUUCCCACCAGUGAGAUGCUUUAAAGCUUUAGCUUAGCUACAUCCCUUKUCUCAGCCUUCCUAAUUAGAGUACAGACCUCAGCUGCAUUGCCCUUACCUUUUGUAAGAGUUCUAAAGAAGAGUUUUUCACACACCUCUUUCCCUAAUCUAGAGGGACUGCUCAGAGACAGGGRUUUCUGUUUUAUCAUAGUCUCAGUCUCACAAGUCUGCUUACUCCAGAGUUUUCCAAUGUCACUGCAAGAGAAAUAUGRCUCAGAAAUUUCAAGAUACAAAAACAGUCCAGGAACUAAUUUUUCAAGCUUUAUUUACACUGACACAGCACAUACUCAGCAGAAGAACUCAAGUGCUCUUAUUGUCACCACUUWUAAAWGAGAAUUAUACCCAGUACAAGCAGRGGGKUUCAGAAAUGGGCUCUCAUCAUUUUUUAGCUCUUCUUAUUAUUKGUCUAYCCACCAUUUUGCUCUUACAAAACACAGUUAUUUGGGAUAAUUUAUUUACACAAAAUGUUUAAUGAGAUGUAUUUUCUUAUAGAGAUAUUUCUUACACAAAGCUUUGUAGCAAAAUAUAUUUGCAGCCUGUUGACUUUUAUGUAGAAAAAUGUAUAAUAAGAUUAAAUAUAUUAUAUUUCCUAUCACAUUCCUCCCCAAGUAUUUUACCCAUGUUCUUCUCYUUACCUGCUUUUUAAGAAUAGUUCUUUCCAGAAAGACAUGCAAAUCAAUUGGGAAAAAAAAAUCGUAUAUCUUAGCUGUGCAAGUAAAAACAUCUAAUUCUACUCGUAUCUCUGUGUGGGCUGAGUUUUAGUAACACAUGUGAAGGUCAUCUUAAAAUCCCCAUAAUAGAAAUACAUAAUUUCUACAAAACCAGUUUAAGUGACAACUGCCUGCGUGCUUCUCUUGGGUUGGUUUACACUUAGACACUCAAGAAUACAUUUUGAAAAUAAUGAUUUUCUGGUUGUGUAAUGUAAAAUAUGCCAGGUAAAAUAUGAAAGGUGUCCAGACACAUUUCCUGGGUAGUGAUACAUUCCAGAGGGUCUCAUGAUGCAUAAAGGUGGUAUGCAAAUUACACAGCAGUUUAUUCGAGGCUACARCAUGCAAAUGCACCCCUGCAAAAUUUGUAACUAGCAAUUUUGGAAUGGCAAGCUACAGCAUUCAGCUCUAAUAACAUGAAACAAUCCAUGGACACAACUGUUAAUAAAACCAGUGAGUUUUGAUCCCAGAAAAACUCCUGCAGAGCGCAAUAAAUAUUGCAAAAUAAUGGCCRUGGUUAUUGAGCAAUGGUCUUGAUAACCCUGUGACUUGUUUCUGGUAACCCUUUGCUCCAACAGAUUUGGAGGAUGAAAUGGUCUCCAAGUCACAUGAUUGUAUAAAAUUAAAAGGUUUAGCUGCUGUUAUUUGCAAUAUUUGCUGGGUAGGCCUUUGAAAAUUCCAACACUUUUAACACCAACAUAAUAAAGUUGUGAGCAUUUUCAGAAUCCAAUGACUUCAGCAGAGACUGCCAAAGCCKUCAGAGAUUUAAUCUGGGAACAAAAACAAUAGGCACAGGCAGUCCCUUACACACCACAAAUACUGAGCCACAUAGCUGAAGCGAGUAACACGCAAGCAGUUUCGUAAGGCUGAACUUUGGUUGUUUUGAAGGCAGUCAGUCAAUGCUUUGUGGAAAUAUACAUCAGUUUGAGAAUAAAAGAACAGCUGAAUUUGGGGAUAAAUGCUCUCACAGAGUGUCACUCAUCACAGGAAUUAAGAAUUACUUGGUUCAGUAAUGUUUCAGAAAUCUACUGAAACAUUACAGAAACAAGUCAUGAAACAAGUACAGAAGAUGGGCUUGCUGAACAAUUCAAGUAAUUUUCCUAUUAACUUAGAAUAGCCUGAGCAAUGCAAUGUCUCUUUGGAAAUGGUUAUUAACGUUCCUAAAAAGAAUGGAUUUCUACUCGAUAACAGCGUAUAUUUGAUCUACAGUAUAAAGGUGGGUGUGUAUCUAUUGCUGUACUAUUUGCUUUGUCUCAUGUUGUUUGCAACCUAUAGUAUUUAUGAUUUUAAACAUGUUUUUAAUGAAAAUAAUUAAAAUAGAUUUAUCUGAUUACUUCUUUAACAGCACUUUCAACAGCACAUAUCCAGCAUGUGACACCUAAGCCAGAAUUCACCAGAGUUUAAACCAUCUUCUGCAUAUUCUGACUUUCCAGCUCAUUAYCUCAGCAGCAGCGAAAAAGCCCUCAUCAAACACCAUAAAAUAUCUUAGGCAGAGGUUAAGAAGAGACAUUCCUAAACUAUUCCUCAUCACCAGCCCUUGCUGCUUUCACUUCAGAGCUCUGCAUCAUCAUCCCCACUAGCAAAAGUAAAUGUUAUCAAAGAGAAUUCAUAAUUUUAAUCCCUUCAGUAUCUUUCUAGGAAAGCCAUUUAAGGAAGAGAUCCUGCAGAUCAAAACAGCAACUCAUAACAGAGGCUGUAAGCUCAGGCUUUUAGGAGUUUUGAGAUUUAUUCUCUAAAUUUCAAAAACGUAUGAGAACUAUGUCAUMUCAAGACCACGUUUACAAAAAAUAAAGAGAUCUUGUUUGAAUUGUCAGUCGCACGUUCUGAAAAURACUUCCCACAGUGGGGGAGAGAAAAUGAACUCUUCCUCCUCCAUCAAGCAACCUUAGCUGCAGUCCUGACAAAGGGAAAGCAGUUGUUUUGGAUUUCUUUUGCUCUAGGCACAGUGUACACAAAGACAUCAUUACUUUUGUUUUUCAAUCACACCAAUAAUAAAGUUAUGGUUUCUUACCUUGCUUACCRGACUGGGGUACCCUACCUCUCUUUUGCUGCAGGAGUUAGAAGAAGUUAGAGAACAGAGUUAGCCUUAGGGUCUGUGCUCCCCCAUUUCAAUCCUARUGUUUCACUGAGAUGAGCAGAGACUUCCAGCUCAAGUGCCUUAUCAGCUAAUGCAGUUCUACACAUGCUCACUCCUACCAAAGAUUGCUCACAGUACUGCACAGACCCUGUAUCUAUUCUUACCAUUUGUUUAGGUUCAACUUUACGUGACUUCUUAGUUACUGAAAAGCCCCAAAUAUCUGCUGCAGCCCCUUCUUACUGCUCUGCCAGCUUUACACAACCCUGCUUGUGACAGCAAUGCAGCAGGUAAGGGAAAAGCACAAAAAAGGUGUGGGAAAGGGUGGCAGGAGGUGGCAAGGGUGGGCACCAGCCCAAAGCUUGAAAUGGUAGGUACAGGAGGGAAGCUACCUCAAAAUCUGACCAUAAAUAGUAUCCCACACAAUGAUCAUGAGUAGGGGACGGGCAAACAAAAUCUGUUCCUGAGCCACAGCCCCGCAGUACUGGCCCCAAAACAGGAAGCCUAUUGAAGUUGCUCUGGUCCCUCAAAAGCUGAAAUAUUUGAGCCUAUUUCCUCUGGAUGUAGUAUGCCUCUCACCUUGGUCCUCUGUGUAUCUAAAUCCCAGUAAUUCCAGAGGCUUUGGAUUCAGCCAUGUUGUUUUGUCAGCACUGCUAGAGCUCACAGCCUGCCUGUGCCUAGGGAUCCCACUGAAAAUCUGUGCAGAAGGAAGGAAAGAAGGGGCAAAAGCAGGAGAUGGCUGCUCUUUAGAGAACUCCAGCUACUCCCAGAGCUGUUAUUUUGACCACCACUGAUGGGACUGACCCUGACGGAUAUACAGCAUUGGAUAGAACUCGUAGCAAAUUUGUUUAUUCUGGCAGCUCCCUGGUUUUUUUUUGGAAUUGCUUAUUGUUAUAGCAUGAGUGUCAAUUACUUAUUUACAAAUGUCUGGUACCAAUAAACUCUUUGCUUUUUACAGUACCRUCUUGCAGCUAGAUUUAGAAGUGGUUUGCUGCCUGCCAACUUCCUGAAGGAGAGGAAAUAAUCAUUUAAAGGAAACAAAGAUUUUAAUAAGCACAGGGGUCGGUUUUGUUUAACUUUUUUUCUUUCCUUUUUAGGAAAAAAAAAUAUUUAGAAAAGGAGAAGAAAACAUUAUUAACACACAGAGAUUUCUU
Molecule: messenger RNA, 7062 nt
Organism: Malurus melanocephalus (red-backed fairy wren)
Lineage: Eukaryota; Metazoa; Chordata; Aves; Passeriformes; Maluridae
Gene: DKK2
Product: dickkopf WNT signaling pathway inhibitor 2
Exons: 4
Coding region: 737-1546 (269 amino acids)
Biological process (GO): negative regulation of canonical Wnt signaling pathway; multicellular organism development
Cellular component (GO): extracellular region
Molecular function (GO): receptor antagonist activity; co-receptor binding
Source: RefSeq, a predicted model, not a curated record